Messenger RNA from Phoenix dactylifera (date palm), 1289 nucleotides. RefSeq names its product D-aminoacyl-tRNA deacylase (gene GEK1). Lineage: Eukaryota; Viridiplantae; Streptophyta; Magnoliopsida; Arecales; Arecaceae. Gene Ontology annotation, molecular function: D-aminoacyl-tRNA deacylase activity. The record is from RefSeq and is a predicted model, not a curated record. Gene Ontology annotation, biological process: D-amino acid catabolic process.
ACCCGCAUGCUCUCUCCAUAAAUAGAGAGAAGAGAAGAGAAGAGAAGAGUAGAGCUCCUUGCGUCCUCAACCGCAUCAGUCUCGGCAGCAGCGCUUUCCUUUUCUCCGCCCCUUUAUCGUCUCCGGAGGACGACAGCAGCAGCGGCGGCGGCGACGAUGGUGACGCUAGUGGUGGCGACGACCGCAGACCCCGCCUCGGUCGGCCCUGCCUCCGCCUUCCUCGCAAUGCCCGGCUGGAACCCCGGCCCCUCCCUCUCCGAGGGGAUGGAGAGCUUCGCGAAUGGGGAUGUGAGGCUGUUGAAGCACGAGAACAGCAUCGUGGCGGAGGACGACCUGGACCGCCGCUGGGAGGUCGCCACAGGAGAAUCUGUCACGGAGGUCAUCUUCCUCAGCCGCCACACCGCCGUCUCCAACCGCCCCGCCCUCACCGUGCAUCCCAUCGGCGUGCCGCACCUGCGGGACGACGAGAUCCCGCCGCAGGGAGGGCGCCCUGGCUGGGCUGCCCUGCCCAACCCUCGGAUCGGCCCCUGGCUCCGGCUACUCAAGAAGAUCGCCGAUUCCCUGGGUCUCCUUCCGGAGUUCGAGGUUACUCUGGAGGCAACUCAUCAUGGACCUGUAGUUAAUACGCCAACCUUGUUCUUGGAGAUAGGAAGCACAGCAGAGUACUGGGGUAGGCAAGAUGCUGCUCAAGCUAUAGCUCUACUCAUGUGGGAAGGACUUGGCCUUGGAGGAGGUGGUAGUGUGGGAGAGUGGAAAGGGAACAAUGGUAAAAAUAAAGUCCUUCUGGGAAUAGGAGGCGGUCAUUAUGCUCCUCGCCACAAUGAUAUCGUUGUAAAAGAUGGUGUAUGGGUCGGCCACCUUCUAUCAGGAUAUUCUUUACCGAUGGAAGAUCCUAACCAGAAAAAGGUAAAAGCAAGUGAGAAAACCAUCGGUGGAACCUGGAAACAAUCAAUCAAAGUUGCAUACGAGGCUACUGUAUCAGCUUUUCCAGGAGGAGAAGUUCUAGCACAUCUAGAUCACAAGAGCUUUAAGGGCUGGCAGAAGAAUGCCAUUACAAGCUUCUUGGCAGAGCAGAACAUAAAGAUCGGAAAACCUGAGGACUACUUUUAAUAUGCCAUAGUUGGAAUGCAAAGAAUUGGACCUUUUUACCCCAUUAUAUGCCUGAUAAUAUUGAGGUUUAUAAGUCCAGCCCUAUUCUUCUUCAUGUGAUCACAGUGUAAGAUUAAGUUAUGGUUUCAAUGAGUGAUAUUUUAAGGAUUACUAAAGUUGCAAUUCAUUUUCAUCUUUGC